AUGUUUUUAUGGUGUGCUUAUGUGAUUGCUAAUAUUGCUAAUCAUGAUCUUUUAUUAAGUUAUCCAGAAGAUCAAAAUAAAUAUCAAUCUCAUCCUGGUCAAUUAAUUAUGAUUGCUUUAGGUUUUGGUUUUUCUGUUAUGUUCUCUGUUUGGUGUUUUGCUGGUGUUUCAGGUGCUGCUUUAAACCCUGCCGUUACUUUAUCCUUAGCUUUGGCUAAAGCUAUUACACCAACUCGUUGUGUUGUUAUGUGGCUCGCUGAAAUUAUUGCAGGUUUAGCUGCAGGUGGUGCCGCAAGUGGUAUGACCCCAGGUGAAGUUAAAUUUGCUAAUUCUUUAGGUCUUGGUUGUUCAAGAACUAGAGGUUUAUUUUUAGAAAUGUUUGGUACCGCCAUCUUAUGUUUAACCGUCCUAAUGACAGCCGUUGAAAAGAGAGAAACUAAUUUCAUCGCUGCUUUACCAAUUGGUGUAUCUUUAUUCAUUGGUCAUUUGGCUUUAACUGCUUACACAGGUACAGGUGUUAAUCCUGCAAGAUCUUUAGGUGCAGCUGUUGCAGCUAAAUAUUUCCCAGGUUAUCACUGGAUUUACUGGAUUGGUCCUUUAUUAGGUGCCUUCUUAGCUUGGUCAGUUUGGCAAUUACUACAAUGGUUAGAUUAUGCUACUUUAGUUGCCGCUGAAAAGGAAGAAUGA
Messenger RNA from Maudiozyma saulgeensis, 687 nucleotides. The record is from the annotation of a GenBank genome assembly. Lineage: Eukaryota; Fungi; Ascomycota; Saccharomycetes; Saccharomycetales; Saccharomycetaceae.